Messenger RNA from Bemisia tabaci, 487 nucleotides. NCBI's taxonomy places the organism in Eukaryota, Metazoa, Arthropoda, Insecta, Hemiptera, Aleyrodidae. The record is from RefSeq and is a predicted model, not a curated record.
CAAGCGCUGUUUCGAAACGAUGUCAUCGAUGAAUCCAUCGAAGAUUCUCACCUCUUUUUUUUCACCUCUACGCCAGCUUUUAACAUGUGUCGCAUCCUCUACAUCCUUAAUUGAUACUUCAUCGUUUUCCUGCCCAGACACCCGUGAGCCUAUCUUCAGUCCGCCCUCCUCGUUUUUCUGCUUCCUCCUUUUUUUCAAGAACGAGGACCCGCGGCUCGCCGAUCUCUCAGAUUCAGAUCAAAUUCUAGAUAAGCUUAAAUUUAUAGUAGAUAAUUAUAGCGAGGUAAAAAUUAAAAUUAAUAGUUAUGUGAUUAGGACUGCUUCGAGUGAAGAUGAAAAGAGAGGGCUUAGUAUCGUGACGAAAUACGUCAAUAGCCCUCCGAUUUCCGAUCUCGAAUCCGUGUUCGAUCAUUUUUUAAAUAAAAAUUAAGAGAUGAAAGAAGCCUUGUCCCCGCUGCCUCUUCCAGCGGAGCCAGCGCCGACAUCA